Messenger RNA from Priceomyces carsonii, 876 nucleotides. RefSeq lists its product as uncharacterized. The record is from RefSeq and is a predicted model, not a curated record. Gene Ontology annotation, cellular component: peroxisomal membrane. Lineage: Eukaryota; Fungi; Ascomycota; Pichiomycetes; Serinales; Debaryomycetaceae. Gene Ontology annotation, biological process: peroxisome fission. The transcript has a single exon. The coding region runs from base 1 to 876 and encodes 291 amino acids.
AUGGUCACUAAUACGUUAGCCGAUAGCUUUAACAACAGCGAAGCUACUAGGGGUAAAGAAGAAAUUGUUAAUAAUAUAAUUAGAUUAGCGAAAGAGGAACAGCUAAGGGGUAACACGUCGAUAACGGAAGAGAAGCUAAAUAAUCUUACCAACUACGUUCUCAAAUAUCAAGAAGACGGUCUGAAGAAGUCUUCAGCUGGAAAGACAGGAAAAGAUUCUGAAAAAAGAGAUUUCAAAGAGCUUCCAAAGAUACCGAAACCCAAAUAUUCACCUUUGUUUAACAAGUUUACUCUUCCUAAACCCGUGAAACAUACCAAACUGUUGAAAAGAAACUUCAAGGUUGAGAGUUUCUCGUUCAAAAAACUUGAAAGAAUAGUCAUCGAAGUCUUAGAGACUCUAGCCAAUUUAUUAGACAACCUCCAUUUGUUCUCCAAAUUUCCCAUGUUUCCUAAAAAAUUAGCAUCGCUAUUAAAGCAAACGAACAAGCUAUGGGUAUUAAUCUUGGUUUUUUUGCUCAGGAAGACAAUCUCUCAAUUGUUGAAUGUCAUUAAGAAAGAGAAAAAGGUAAAGCUUGAAUUGAGUAUAUUGCACAGAAAUCAACAUGCAAAGCUUUUAGGUGAAAAAGAUGACGAUAAGAAUAUCUUCAAAAGAUACGAAAAAUUCUUGAAAGAUCUUAAGUUUGAUAAAACAAUGUUGAUUCUUGAACUUAUAGGUAACUGUUUGGAUCUUAUCUUCAACGUGGUUGAAUUAUACGCAAUCCCACUUCCAGAGUGGUUUAUGACUGGUCUCAAUUUUACAAGCAUGUUCAUGACUAUAUAUAGAAUGAACAAAGAUGAUGAAUACGUGGACGAUGAUAUAACCGAAGAUAUUAUAUGA